AUGUCAGACGCCCACGUUAAGCGCCUCAACGUGCUGUACGAGAGCAACUGGACGCGGCUGGUGCACGAGCAGCUGCGCAAGUUCGAGAGCCGCGUCGUGGCGGCCGCCAAGAUGGACGGCUACGAGGGCAAAGACCUCACCGACUCCGACCUCCAGUGGUCCUUCAGCGGCGCGCUCCUUUACUCUGUCACCGUCAUCACCACCAUCGGGUACGGCAACCUGGCGCCCAAGACGGCGGCGGGCAAGGUGGCGACCAUGGUGUACGCCAUCGUGGGCGUGCCGCUGAUGCUGCUCUGCCUGUCCAACCUGGGAGCGCUGCUCGCCGACACGUUCCAGUUCGCCUACUCGCAGGCGCACGCCUGCUUGGUGGUGGUGCUGGAGCAGGUGCGCCAGCUGCUGACGGAGUGCGCCGAGUACCAGGUGUCGCAGGCGGGGGGCGGCGCGCCGGACGCGGCGGCGACGCGGCUGCUGCGCGAGCUGCGCAGGCCGGCCCCCGCGCCCGGCGCUGACGACGAUGACGACGACGACGAGGACGACGAGGAGGAGCGCAGCGCUGCGGCGCACGACACGCCGUCGAGGGUUCCCCUGAUCUGGAGGCCGACCGAGCAGCAGCACCAGGUGAAGCCUAAAACACACACGCCACCGCGUCCAUUUUCGUCCGCCACUGCCCCGCUGCAGAGCCGGGUGCCGGUGUGGUUGGUGCUGGUCGUGCUGACGGGCUACAUCUGCCUGGGCGCCGCCAUCUUCGCGCGCUGGGAGGACUGGAGUUUCCUGGACGGCGCCUACUUCUGCUUCAUCACGCUGUCCACCAUCGGCUUCGGCGACCUGGUGCCGGGCAAGUCGCUGCGCACGUUCCAACAGCGCGCCGAGCUGCAGCUGGUGGCGUGCUGCGCCUACCUGCUGCUCGGCCUGGUGCUGAUAGCCAUGUCGUUCAGCCUAGUGCAGGCCGAGGUGGUGGCGCGCUGCCGCCAGGCCGCCGCCUCGCUGGGGCUGCUCAAGCGGUAGCGCCGGCCCCCGCGCCCCGUCACACGGUCGCCCACCGACCAGUGGCUCUAGGGCGCCCAAGUUCUCAGACCCCACCAGCACUCGCCGGGUGCAAGUGAAGUGCCGGCGAGAUCACCUGACUUUGUUCCAACUUGAAAUAUAUCUUCUCUCAUAUAAGCAAGAUCUACACACCCUCAUGCUUCAGGUGGAUCAAAAUAAUGUCGCGAUCAAUGUCUUCCCUCGUGUUAGAGAGGUCUUUAUUGAAUCUUGUUCCAAAUGGAUUGGUGUACUGGCUAUCGUUAUCUCUUAAUCCUCACGCAGGCCGUAUCUAGACUGUGUCCAGAGAGGACACAGGUAACACACGAGGACGGAACUAACAUCAGGGCUCUGUGUUUGGAUCUGUUCCGCACCACAAUGUCGCUCGGGCAUUAACACAGAGAAUCACGACAACAAAUUACAGAGUUCAAAACAAGUAACUUAAAGAAAAUAUUUCCAAAAAUUCGUCAUGGAUGACCAAAAGCAGGAAGUCUCAAGAGCAUAUGGAUCUGCCUGAACAUGAACUUCCUCAUUUCAGGGUAGGGGACAAAAUCAUGUGCAACGCAAGUUGUCCAUGGUCCGCUUUUCUGCGAGUUGCAGCUCGUAGUGACAGGAAAUACUCACUUUUGGUGCGGAUUAUCCGACUCACGGCGUAGAAUAUUGAGAGCAAGCAGUGUAGUCAGAUUUCCUUGGUCGGGAGCGGAGAGAUUUUCAGGUGGCUGAAGCCAAUGGAGAAGUUUGUAGCUCGUGAUUUACACAUUUCUUUUAUUUAGGAUGUAGUCGUUUGCAAGAUGAUGACGAUAUGUCUUGUGAAGUUUUUACUUGACCGCCAUCUCUGGAAGGUUGGUAUAUAACCAUGCAAUGGACAACUGGCUUGCGGAACAGAUUUUUACUUUCCACACCGGCAGCAACCUCACUAAAAAUGUAUGGAGGUGCAAUCCUUGAAAGAUGAUAUACCUUGGCAAGUAUUGUUGGACUCAGACAUCCAGUAAGAAGCCUGAAAAUUUCAUUUAUCGCCUAUUCAACUUUUUGGUUGUGGCCAUACUUCUACCAGACGGACUGACAGACUUGUAAUGCCGUUGUUCUUAAAGUUUGUGGCUGAGAGUCGAAUAAUUUUCUUAUGUGUUAUUCGUUGCUUUUUCUUUCAGCCCUGUCUUACGGCAAUGAUGCUUUAAUUCAAGAUGCCAACUGGUACGCACACAUUGUGAAGGCUACUGCCUUGUCGGUGCAAGCACUUUCUUCUGUCAUUGGCUGUUCGCUUCAGUUCGUCGUAAUUGUCACAUCCUACUAUCUUCUCUAUGCCUUUCAAAUACUUCAUUCUAGGCCCUCCUCAACCUUUCUUUCCCUUCAAGAAUAUGAGUGAUAAUGGUAUUUGUCUCAUAUAUGUCCAAAAUAUUAUAUUUUUCUCUUUUCUGGGUUCUUUAAUAAUCUUCUCCCUUCGCUGACUGCCUCCAAGUCAGCCAGUUGGUUUUUCUCUCUGUGCAGAUUGUUCUCCUUAUUUUCCACCAUAUCCUCAUAGCAGCAGUUUCAGGUCGAUUUCUUUCAAAUCCAUCCAGAAUUCAGCUUCUACUUCCUAGAGCAUAGUACUCCAUUCAAAUGAUAUUGAAAAGGACUUUUUAACAUCUAUAUUCUUAUAUAUAUUUUCAUAAGUUUGCUGGUUAAAAUGUUUUUCUUAAUCAUUAAUGUCUGCUUUGCCAAUGUUAUCGUUUUCUUCAUUUCAGUUAAUCAUCCAUUGUCCUUUGUGACUGUACUACCAAGGUAACAAUGUUGAUUCGCCUGCUCAAUUCUGACCUUCUCAAUUUCCAUGUUGGCUUCAAUUUCUCUCAUAUUUUUCUGUACUAAUAUUACUUUUGUUUUACAUAUGUUCACUUUUAAUUUCUGAGUAUCUGAUAAUGCUUACAAUAUGCUAUUCAUUUCUUUUUCGGAGCAUGCAACUCUCAUGAUGUCAUCAGUAAAUCUAAUAUACUGAAAUGAACACAACUUGAU
Molecule: messenger RNA, 3006 nt
Organism: Schistocerca gregaria
Lineage: Eukaryota; Metazoa; Arthropoda; Insecta; Orthoptera; Acrididae
Product: TWiK family of potassium channels protein 7-like
Exons: 10
Coding region: 1-1005 (334 amino acids)
Biological process (GO): stabilization of membrane potential; potassium ion transmembrane transport
Cellular component (GO): membrane
Molecular function (GO): potassium ion leak channel activity
Source: RefSeq, a predicted model, not a curated record